AUGGAAAAUAAUACAACAUGCCAUGAUUUCGGCGGAGGAGAUACUUGGCACGUUACGCCUUUCGAACGGUUUCGUGUCCUAGAUUGUUUCUUCAUUCUCAUCGGAAUCAUUGGAAAUUCUUUCGUCAUUUACAUUCAGCUGUCUCUGAACGAAGCCCGAAUCGGGAGAGAUUCAUCCAGCACCAACCGCCUCGUAGUCUGUCUGGCGAUUGCAGAUCUGUGUACAGCGAUAUUCUUGAUACCGGUUCCUAGAAUAGUGAACAUACCGAACACCGCAGCGGGGAAGUUUUACUGUCAUAUCAUCAAUUCCAGGUAUCUACUAUGGGUAUCGUUCCGGGCAUCUGUGUACACCCUGGCCACAAUUGCGAUUGAACGGUUCUUGGCAGUUGCACACCCUUAUACCUACAGAGUCUGGGCACAUAAGAAAUACGUCGGGUACGCAGUUCUGGCAAUCUGGCUCUGUCCCGUCAUCAUUCGAUUUCCCAUGAUGUACUUUCGAACUGUAGACGAAUGCGGUAGGUGCCGCAGUAGAUAUCCAGAGCCCAAUUCCUUGAAGGUAUAUUAUUCUUUCCUGUUCGUGAUAGAGUAUUUGUGUCCGUUGAUCAUCAUCUUAUACACCAACACCAGGGUCAUUGCUGAGCUUGGAAGAGGCCGAUUUGACCAGGACACAAGUGAUCCUACCGCUAGGCAACAGUCCACGCAACUGCAGUCAGCGCGACGUCGCCUAACAGUCAUGUUUAUCUUCAUCUGCGCUUCCUUCAUUCUCCUGUCAACACCCGAUCAAUUUGGCAUCUUCCUGUAUCGCAUCGAAGCACUCCCAAGGACAUAUCCAUCUACGGUAAUCUUCGACGUCUUAGUGGCGAUAUCUUUCCUGAAUGCGGCCGUCGCCAAUCCCCUCAUCUAUUCAGUGUGUCUUCCAACCUUUCGCCAGGCUGUCAAGGGUCUUCUGAUGUGUCGAGGUAUAGACAGAACAAGGUCAUCCCUGAUGGCGCCCACCACUUCCAGUAUGGCUACAUCUUCAGCCUGA
This is a messenger RNA of Lytechinus variegatus (green sea urchin), 1026 nucleotides long. RefSeq names its product galanin receptor 2a-like. Gene Ontology annotation, molecular function: G protein-coupled receptor activity. The record is from RefSeq and is a predicted model, not a curated record. Bases 1 to 1026 code for a protein of 341 amino acids. Gene Ontology annotation, biological process: G protein-coupled receptor signaling pathway. The transcript has a single exon. NCBI's taxonomy places the organism in Eukaryota, Metazoa, Echinodermata, Echinoidea, Temnopleuroida, Toxopneustidae. Gene Ontology annotation, cellular component: membrane.